This is a messenger RNA of Piliocolobus tephrosceles (Ugandan red Colobus), 912 nucleotides long. RefSeq names its product olfactory receptor 502-like. Bases 1 to 912 code for a protein of 303 amino acids. Gene Ontology annotation, molecular function: G protein-coupled receptor activity; olfactory receptor activity. Gene Ontology annotation, biological process: G protein-coupled receptor signaling pathway. The transcript has a single exon. The record is from RefSeq and is a predicted model, not a curated record. NCBI's taxonomy places the organism in Eukaryota, Metazoa, Chordata, Mammalia, Primates, Cercopithecidae. Gene Ontology annotation, cellular component: membrane.
AUGGAUUCCCUGGAGAACGGGAAUCACACUGCUGUGAUGGAGUGCAUCUUAUUGGGCUUAACAGAUGAUCCAAUCCUUGGAGUCAUCCUCUUCAUGAUUAUCCUAUGCAUCUACCUGGUGAUCAUAUCUGGCAAUCUCAGCAUAAUUAUUCUUAUCAGAAUCUCUUCUCAGCUUCAUCAUCCUAUGUACAUUUUUCUGAGUCACUUGGCUUUUGUUGACAUGGGCUAUUCAUCUUCUGUCACACCCAACAUGCUUAUGAACUUCCUCAUGGAGAGAAAUACAAUCUCUUACCUUGGAUGUGCCAUCCAACUUAGUUCAGUGUUUUUCUUUGGCACAGUCAAAUGCUUCCUUCUGGCUGCCAUGGCCUAUGAUCGCUUUGUGGCAAUUUGCAGCCUACUGCUUUAUUCAACCAAAAUGUCCACACAAGUCUGUGUUCAGCUACUCAUAGUGGCUUAUAUAGGUGGUUUUCUUAACGCUUCCUCCUCUACCUUUUCCUUCCUGUCUUUAUUCUUCUGUGGACCAAAUCAAGUCAAUCAUUUUUUCUGUGAUUUUACUCCUUUACUUGAACUCUCCUGUUCUGAUACAAGUAUCCCUGCAGUCAUUCCCUCAUUUUAUACUGGCUCCAUCAUUGUGGUCACUGUGUGUGUCCUCACCAUCCUGAAGAUGCACUUCACUGAGAGGCGCCACAAGGCCUUCUCCACCUGCACCUCUCACAUCACUGUGGUCACUCUGUUCUAUGGGACCAUUACAUUCAUUUAUGUGAUGCCCAAGUCCAGCUACUCAACUGACCAGAACAAGGUGGUGUCUGUGUUCUACAUGGUGGUGAUUCCCAUGUUGAACCCCCUGAUCUACAGCCUCAGGAACAAGGAGAUUAUAGGGGCUCUGAAGAGAGAGCUUAAAAAUAUUUACUAG